This is a messenger RNA of Echinococcus granulosus, 1275 nucleotides long. RefSeq names its product TraB domain-containing protein. The record is from RefSeq and is a predicted model, not a curated record. The coding region runs from base 1 to 1275 and encodes 424 amino acids. The transcript is spliced from 6 exons. NCBI's taxonomy places the organism in Eukaryota, Metazoa, Platyhelminthes, Cestoda, Cyclophyllidea, Taeniidae.
AUGGCCAUUGACACGCCACAGAUGAAUGCUUAUGCGGCUUGUUCAGAUUCAGAGGGAACGGGAGAUAGUUAUGAAAUGAAUGCCAUUAGUUCAUUUUUGGAAUGCGUCCAGAUCGUGAGGCGAACUCCUUUCGAGUUGCCUAAGACGGUUUCCUUAAUAGAAUGUUCUAACGGCACAAAAGUAUACUUGGUAGGAACGGCUCACUUUAGCAAAGAAAGCAUUGCGGAUGUUCGUUUUAUAAUGGAAAAGACUCUUCCUGACUUUGUGGUUGUUGAGUUGUGUAGGAAUCGAAGUCAUUCCAUGCUUCUAUCUGAAGACGAUAUUAAAAGGCAAAUUCGGGAAAACAGCCUGGUUGACUACGUGAGAAAUAUGGGUGUAUCAAACGGCGUUUUGCAAUAUCUUUUGCUUCGGUUUACAAAGUAUAUAAUGGAGCAAAUUGGAAUGGCACCUGGAGGUGAAUUUCGUGCUGCGUUUCAGGAAGCGUCUAAGCAAGCCCACUGUCAUCUCAUUCUCGGGGAUCGGCCAAUUAAAGUAACCCUUCAGAGGGCAAUGGAUGCACUGGGGUUAUGGCAGAAAACGAGGUUUUUCUUCUCUUUGUUAUUCGGCUUCGAGGAAAUAACCCCCGAGGAUGUUGAAGAAAUGAAAAGUGAGGACCUCCUGGAGCAGUUGAUUAAGGCAUUGGCUGGUGACUACCCCGAGUUGACACGCAUUAUUCUGGAGGAACGGGAUCUCUACCUAGCCCGGUCAAUUUGGGAGGUGUGCGGUUUGCCGUCUGAAGAGCCAGGACAUGAUGCGAACCGAAGGGGGGAGGAAGUAGAUGUUGAAGAGGAUGAGGAGGAAAAGGGGGCAGAGGUUCGUCAGCGGCAGGAGCAUGACCAGAAGCGGAGGGAGUCAGACAAGAGGAGCGAAAAUUCGACGGUGGAGGUUCUGUUAGAUCCCGAAGAACACCCCCAUCUCCUCCGCCAGUGCUGCUGCUGGUGCCCCGAGUGGCCUGGGCUAGAUGUAUUGCCCCGUGUUGUCGUAGCAGUUGUCGGGAUUGGCCAUGUGGCUGGCAUCAGGAAGGCCUGGAAUCAUGCUGCCACCAUCGAUAAAGCUGAACUCAGAAGGGUGAAACCGGCAUCUCGAUCAUGGGUUGUAGUUCGUUGGGCUUCUCGAGCGCUUAUCCUCUCUGUCUCUGGUCUUGCUGCAUACUGGGUAUUACAUGGUGUUUACCAGGCUGGUCGCCACAUUUUUCAAGGCACCCUUUACCUGUAUUCGAAAUUCAUGCUGUCCUGA